Molecule: messenger RNA, 1199 nt
Organism: Leptidea sinapis
Lineage: Eukaryota; Metazoa; Arthropoda; Insecta; Lepidoptera; Pieridae
Product: RNA polymerase II subunit A C-terminal domain phosphatase SSU72-like
Exons: 1
Coding region: 243-821 (192 amino acids)
Biological process (GO): termination of RNA polymerase II transcription
Cellular component (GO): nucleus; mRNA cleavage and polyadenylation specificity factor complex
Molecular function (GO): RNA polymerase II CTD heptapeptide repeat phosphatase activity
Source: RefSeq, a predicted model, not a curated record
UCAAUACUCAUUAGUCAUUUUGCGUGAUACGUAUUGCGUGUCGAAUUGAAGAUUUGUCUAUCUCUAAAUGUAAAUUAUUGUUUUGGUUCGGUACCUACUACCUACAUACAGAAUCAGUAUUAGUUGGUAAAUAGGGUUUGAAUCAAUUAGGUUCAUUUUUAUUGAGGUUAUUUGAUUUUAUUGAAGUUUGCAUAUAAAUUAUAAAUAAAAUGUUCCAUUAAAGUAUAAGUAAAAUAUUAAAUAUGGAUGAGUUAUACUUUGCUGUAACAUGUUCAUCAAAUAUGAACAGAAGCAUGGAAGCACAUGCAUUUCUUGCUAAAAAGGGAUUUAAAGUUAAAUCUUUCGGGACUGGUGAGAAAGUGAAGUUACCUGGUACCUCAGCAGAUAAACCAAAUGUUUAUGAAUUUGGAGUACCUUAUGAUGAUAUUUACAAGGAUCUAUAUAAAAAAGAUAAACCAUAUUAUACACAAAAUGGUCUGUUGCAUAUGCUUGACAGAAAUCGAAGAAUAAAACGAUGCCCUGAACGAUUGCAAGACUCACCAGAAAAAUUUGAUGUUAUAAUAACUUGUGAGGAGAGAGUUUAUGACCAAGUUGUUGAAUAUUUUGUAUCUAGAAGAUCCACUUGCAAUCAACCAGUACACAUUGUGAAUAUAGAUAUUCAGGAUAAUCAUGAAGAAGCCACAAUAGGAGCUUUUCUUAUUACUGAUUUGGUCACAAAAAUGACACAGAGUGAAGAUUUGGACAAUGAUAUUGAUGAACUUCUGCAUAAUUUUGAAGCCAAAUGUCACAGGCCUAUUUUAAAUAGUAUCAUGUUUUAUUGACUGCUAUAUUACAAAAACACUAUCUUUUAUCUUUAUCUAAGAUUAUUAAUACUUUAUAAAAAUUGGGAUUCACAUCAAAUACCUGCAAUGAGAACCAGAAACCACAGAAUGCCAGCAGCAAGAUGGACAGCUACCCUGUGUAUGUUGGAUGUAUUAUAUCUCUUAUAUAGAUAAAAAAAACUCAUAUGAUAUUGCCAAGAUGGUUGGAAUAAAUGGAUAAGAAACUGCAGCGCAGGAUCAUCAUUGAGAUAUUUCGCCAGCAUUGGAGAUACAAACACGACUACCAUGUGUAUAUAUUGUUUGAAACACCCAAUUUUAGGCUAGGUAUUGCUUACCACUGUAUAUUGAUGGAAAAUAAAUAAAUUAUUAUAAUCAAAA